Molecule: messenger RNA, 3382 nt
Organism: Lytechinus pictus (painted urchin)
Lineage: Eukaryota; Metazoa; Echinodermata; Echinoidea; Temnopleuroida; Toxopneustidae
Product: selenocysteine-specific elongation factor-like
Exons: 16
Coding region: 1-1722 (573 amino acids)
Biological process (GO): selenocysteine incorporation
Molecular function (GO): GTPase activity; GTP binding; translation elongation factor activity
Source: RefSeq, a predicted model, not a curated record
AUGGUUUUGUUCAUCUGGCUGGCAAUAGUGCUUAUUGAUUCCAAGACACUCAGCACCACAGCAUCUACUGCCGCUUUUGAUAAGAAUCCACAAAGUAAGGAGAGAGGAAUCACCUUGGAUCUUGGAUUUUCUUCAUUUUCUGUUGAUGUUCCUGAUCAUAUAUCAACCAGUGAUUAUAACAAACUACAGUUCACCUUAGUUGAUUGUCCAGGCCAUGCCUCUCUGAUAAAGACCAUCAUUGGGGGAGCACAGAUCAUCGAUCUCAUGAUGUUAGUCAUAGAUGUAACAAAGGGAAUGCAAACACAAUCAGCUGAGUGUCUGGUGAUAGGUCAAAUUGCUUGUGAGAAAAUGUUUGUUGUCCUUAACAAAGUAGAUCUUCUUCCACCAGAAAAAAAGAAGCAGCAAAUAGAGAAGAUGACUAAAAGAAUGCUGAAGACAUUGGAGCCUACCAAGUUUGCCAAUUGUCCUGUGAUUGCUGUAGCAGCUAAACCAGGUGGACCCGAUGCACCAGAUGAAGGAGCACAAGGAAUACAAACACUCAUUGAGGAGUUGAAGCGGCAAACGUACAUCCCCAAGCGUGAUUCCUCUGGUCCCUUCCUGUACUCGGUUGACCAUUGUUUUGGUAUUAGAGGUCAAGGUACUGUAAUGACUGGUACAGUACUCAGUGGCAAAGUCAACAUAAGUGAUAAUGUUGAAGUACCAUCACUUCAGAUUACUCGUAAAGUUAAAUCCAUGCAGAUGUUUCGUAAACCGGUCAAUGCAGCUAUCCAGGGUGAUCGUGUGGCUCUUUGUGUUACUCAGUUUGAUCCAAAGCUCUUGGAGAGGGGAUUAGUCUCUGCUCCAGGGAUACUACCAAUAAUAAGCGCUGCCAUUGUAUCAGUACACAGGAUACCAUACUUCAAAGGAACCUGUGCAACAAAGGCAAAAUUUCAUGUAACAAUGGGCCAUGAGACCGUUAUGUGUAAGGUAUCAUUCUUUGGACCUGCUCCAGGUCUUCAAUAUCAACCACAUGAUCAAGCUUCAGAGUUCAACUUUGAAUCAGAAUACCUGUAUGAAGAAGAAUUGCACACAGCUGAUAGGAGCAAAGAGGAGCAGAACAAGGAGAACAUUCCAGGAGCCGCCAGUGAAGGAGACAAGGAGACCUUGCCAGCUCAACAGUGGGCCUUGCUAGAAUUUGAAAAGCCAGUAGCUUGUCCAAGGAACUGUUUGGUCAUUGGCUCAAAAUUAGAUACAGAUAUUCAUGCCAAUACUUGUAGAUUAGCAUUCCAUGGGAAACUUUUAAAUGCAAUAACAGACAAGAAUUAUGUUGAAACAGUACUACCUAAACUGAAGAUCUAUAAAACUAAACAAAGAGAAGGACUUGUAGACAGAAUGACUGAUGAGUAUUGUGUAAUUGGGAGAUCAUUGUUCAAGAAGGAAACCAACCUACAAACCUUUACUGGUCUCAAGGUUCAACUCUCAACUGGCGAGGAGGGUAUUAUAGAGGGAGGAUUCGGACAGAGUGGAAAAUUCAAAGUCAGAAUACCAAAUGGAUUACAGUCAGAUACAGUGCAGAUGCUCAGUGCAUUAGGUGGAAAGAAGAAAGGAAAGAGAGCCAAAGCAGAAUCUAGCCAAGAACCAAGUGCAGCCAAAGAGUCACAUGAAGAUCAUCAACCAAUCAAAAUCAGCCUGAGAUUCAAGAGAUACAUUUAUGAUGCGAAGAAACAGAUGAUUCAGAAGUGACAUCAGUUUAUCAGUUAUUUAAAGACUGUGCUAGACUUUAAGACAAGACUUGAUGGAUGACAAUAAAGAUUGUGGGCUAAUACACCAAACACAAACAUACAAGCUGUUAAUGAAGAACUGAUGAUGGUUCAUUGAUUCUAUAAUUAGAACUAUAACCAGCUUCCCAUCUACCUUGCCUAGUCUUAUCGACUGGUUUAAUCGUGUUGUGUUGCACUUAAAACAACAAUUCAAAUUUGAUGAUUUGAUUCAAGUGAGAGCAGAAAAAUAAGAAAAACAGAUGAGUGAAAGAUUGAAAAAUAAGGUAACUAUUCCAUUUAAUUCAAUUCAAUUUUAUUUUCCACAUAUUGAGUAAAAAACAUACAAUAUUAGUACAAUCGAAUACAUAGAUAAUAACAAUACAAGUAUAAAUAGUUACAAUAUAUUACAUAAAAAACACAAAGAAGAUCAAAAUGUGGAGGGGAUUGACAAAGGCCAUAUUGAUCUAUCAAGGUCAAUCCCCAAUGAAAGAAAAAAAAAUGGAAUACAUAAAUUACAUAUGAAAAAAAAAGAUACUUGACCUCAAAACCCCAGACAAAUCUGUGCAAAUCUCAAAUUGAUAAUGUAUUAUUACCAUUCUUUUCCCCUUUUUUACUCUAUAUAAUAAAUUUUUAUUUCAUUCUCAGUGCCUUGGUCUUCAGAGUAGAAUCCUUAUUAUGUUAUAGAAGAAGUUAUAUUACUCAUUGGCACAGCUUCUCCAAAUUUUUCAUCCUUCUGUACGACUUGGUCCCGCAAUUGGCUUUCUCUUUAGACAAUGAACAUCUCAGAGCCUUUAUUUUUCAAUAAAUUGUCUCAUUUGAAUAUGCCAACAAUGUCAUUCUUUUUAACUUGUCAAUCAUGAUUUUAACUUAAAAACAUUGUCCACCAGUUUACCUGUACAUUAACUGUCACUGGUAUUCCAUUAAACCCAACUCUUACAUCUCUGCAAGGGGAAAAUGUUGCCACCAUAUGUUCUCCACAAUAGUUUGAGACGAACUGUAUGAUGCUCAAUUGGAUUUCUGUGAUGUGUUGAAAAUAAUAUUAUAUUGUUGGUUUUGAAGAAAAAAAAAUUGAAACAUGUUCAUCAUGAUUUCAUUAACCUUAAUGAAAUGAACCUAAAUGAAAAUGAACAACAACAAAAUUUCUUACAGUACAGAGAUCAAAUUGCCAUUAUUUUCUUUUAAUGAAUGAUAUUGCUAACUCUACAUAAUCUUUAUGAAUCCAGUUCUUAAUUAUUUCUUAAGUGACGAUGCUAUGGUUUGAUAUGAACCCAUAUUCGUUUCUAUGAAAUAUAUUCAUAAAAUAUAAAUUGGAGGCAUUUUGAAUCAGUAUGUAUUUCCCUGGUAUGGAGUUGGAUUCCUGCUGUACCACUUGCACUCAUUGGUGAGUCAUAAAUCUAACUUUGCCUCUCUUCACCCAUGUGUUGUAGGCAAACCUGUAAGACACAUCAGUCGAUGGUGUGAUAGCUGCAGUUAUGUCUUUAAACUAUAUUCCUGUAUUUUAUUUUAUGAUCGUCAUACUCAUGUUUGUCAAAGAAAACUAUGAAAUUGCACAGUGAUACUUUGCAUGAAAUUAUUUUGAAAUACAUUGUAUUUUGUGAUUUUUACAAAUAAAAGUAUAUUAUACUAUAUGAUAGUAACAAGAA